AUGAAAAUUUCCAACAUUCACAUAGAAAGGAGAUUUGAAAUAUCCUCUUCUCUUGCUGGUUUAAUUGAUGGAAGCUUUGAAAUAGCUGUUAUAUGCAAUACUACACCUUCAACAUCAAACUUAUCAAUCUGUUUAAUUAAUCAAAUGUUAUCACUCAAUAGAACGCCAUCUGAGAUAGUAGAAAGAGGUUGUGUGAAGGAAUCUGGGUCACACAUGUGGAUAUAUGUCUUCAUGGGUAAUAUGCUUCGGGGCAUAGGUGAAACCCCCAUAGUACCAUUAGGGAUUUCUUACAUUGAUGAUUUUGCUAAAGAAGGAAAUUCGUCCUUGUACUUAGGUAUCGUGAAUGGAAUAGGAAUGCUCGGUCUAGUUCUUGGCUUUGUCCUGGGAUCUUUGUUUACUAAAAUGUACGUGGAUAUUGGAUUUGUAGAUCUGAGCAUAGUCAAGAUAACUCCUAAGGACUAUCGUUGGGUUGGAGCUUGGUGGCUUGGUUUUGUUGUGUCUGGACUAGUAUCCACUAUUUUUUCCAUACCAUUCUUUUUCUUGCCCUCAAAUCCAAAUAAACCACAGCAAGAAAGGAAAGUAUCGCUAUUUUUGAAUGUGCGAAAAACAAAUGAUAAAAGGAAUCAAACAACUAAUUUGACCCACCAAGGAAAAAAUAUUUCCAAAAACGUGACUGGUUUUUUACAGUCUUUGAAAAGUAUCCUUACCAAUCCCCCAUAUGUUAUAUUUGUGCUUUUCACAUUGUUACAGAGCAGCUACAUUUGUUCUCUUACUUAUGUGAUUAAAAACAUGGAGGAACAGUAUGGUCAGUCUACAUCUCAGAAUAACUUUUUGUUGGGAGUCCUAUCUAUACCUGUUAUUGCAAUUGGCAUGUUUUUAGAAGGAUAUAUCAUUAAAAAAUUCAAAUUGUCUUUAGUUGGACUUGCCAACUUGGUAUUUUGUUCUGCAACAAUGCAUCUCUUAGCUCAACUUUCACAUUUAAUCCUACUCUUUGAAAGCAAAUCAGUUGCUGGCCUAACCUUGACCUAUGAUGGAAGUAGUCCAGUAAGAUUUCAUGUAGAUGUACCACUUUCUUAUUGCAACUCAGAGUGCAAUUGUGAUAAAAAUCAAUGGGAACCAGUCUGUGGGAACAAUGGAAUAACUUACCUGUCGCCUUGUCUAGCAGGAUGCAAAUACUCAAGUGGUUAUAAAAAGCCCAUAGUAUUUUAUAACCGUAGCUGUGUGGAAGUAAUUGGUCUCCAGAACAAAAGUUACUCGGCGCACUUGGGUGAAUGCCCAAGAGAUGAUGCUUGUGCAAGGAAUUAUUGCAUUUAUUUUGCAGUUCUAGUUUUAAAUUCUUUCCUCUGUGCCAUUGGACUUACUUCAUAUUCCGUGCUGGUGAUUAGGACUGUUCAACCUGAAUUGAAAGCACUUGCAAUUGGCUUCCAUUCAUUGAUUAUGCGAUCACUAGGAGGUAUUUUAGCUCCAAUAUAUUUUGGGGCUCUGACUGAUAUAACAUGUAUGAAGUGGUCCACCAAAGACUGUGGAGCACGAGGAGCUUGUAAGAUACAUAAUACCAUAUUUUUGGGAAGCGUCCACUUCAACUUGACAGCAGCCCUGGUGUUUCCAACACUUGUUCUACUUGUUGUAUUUAUUUUUGUUGUAAAGAAAAAAUUCCAUGGAAAGGAUACCAAAGCAUUAGAAAAUGAAAGAAAACUAAUGGAUGAAGCAAAAGAAUUCUUAGAUAACAAUGAACAUUUUGUAUCUUCUGCUGAAGAACAGUAA
Molecule: messenger RNA, 1764 nt
Organism: Cebus imitator (Panamanian white-faced capuchin)
Lineage: Eukaryota; Metazoa; Chordata; Mammalia; Primates; Cebidae
Product: putative solute carrier organic anion transporter family member 1B7
Biological process (GO): transmembrane transport; sodium-independent organic anion transport
Cellular component (GO): membrane
Molecular function (GO): protein binding
Source: RefSeq, a predicted model, not a curated record